GGUGACAAGGCGGCGCAGGCCCUGGGCCGCUGCAGUGAGCGCUCUCCGUCCCGCUACCCGCGAGCGGGAAGAGCCCCGCACACGCGCGGUCGAAGGCCGGGCCCCGCCGAACGCAGGACACCUCUCAGCAGCCGGGCUGCGUCUGGGCCCUCCGGGACCGCACCGCCCAGGCAGCCCCGCCGGCUCGCCCCAGCCCUCCCCGCGCUCGCGCCGGCUCGCGCCUGCGCGCGCAGGACCUGAGCAGGCGCCCGCCGGGAAAGGGAAGCGGCGGGUUGGGAGCAGAUUAUGGAUAACAGUUCUUUUAAUCAAUCUGUCAUCAUGGCUACUGAAGGCUUUUCUAAGACUAGUGAUAGUCCUUUUUCAUCAGAUAAACAUGCCCAACUCAUCUUAGCUCACAUCAAUAAAAUGAGGAAUGGACAGCAUUUCUGUGAUGUCCAGCUGCAAGUUGGGCAGGAAACUUUUAAAGUUCAUCGGCUGGUUUUGGCUGCCAGCAGUCCUUACUUUGCAGCUUUGUUCACUGGAGGAAUGAAGGAGUCCUCAAAAGAUGUUGUAGAGAUUCUAGGGAUUGAAGCUGGAAUCUUUCGGAUACUUCUAGAUUUUAUUUACACAGGUAUAGUGAACAUAGGUGUGAAUAAUGUUCAAGAGUUGAUUGUUGCAGCAGACAUGCUACAGUUGACUGAAGUUGUUAAUCUUUGCUGUGGAUUUCUGAAAGGACAAAUUGAUCCACUGAACUGUAUUGGGAUCUUUCAGUUCGCUGAGCAAAUUGCUUGCCAUGAUCUUUUGGAAUUCACAGAAAACUACAUUCAUGUCCAUUUCCUGGAGGUUCAUAGUGGGGAAGAAUUCCUGGCACUUACAAAAGAUCAGCUGAUCAAAAUUUUACGAAGUGAAGAACUUAGCAUUGAGGAUGAAUACCAAGUCUUCUUAGCUGCAAUGCAGUGGAUUAUGAAAGAUCUGGGAAAGAGAAGAAAACAUGUGGUGGAAGUGCUAGACCCGAUUCGAUUUCCUUUAUUACCAUCUCAGAGGCUUUUAAAGUAUAUAGAAGGAGUAUCUGAUUUUAAUCUUCGAGUUGCAUUGCAAACACUUUUGAAAGAGUACUGUGAGGUGUGCAAGUCUCCCAAAGAGAACAAGUUUUGCAGUUUUCUACAAACAUCCAAGGUUCGACCUCGGAAGAAAGCAAGAAAGUACCUGUAUGCAGUAGGUGGAUAUACUCGGCUACAAGGUGGUCGUUGGAGUGAUAGCAGAGCCCUCAGCUGUGUAGAACGUUUUGACACUUUUAGCCAGUACUGGACCACUGUGUCUUCACUUCAUCAGGCUCGAUGUGGGCUGGGAGUAGCAGUUCUGGGAGGGAUGGUCUACGCGAUUGGAGGUGAAAAAGAUUCGAUGAUUUUUGACUGCACUGAAUGCUAUGAUCCUGUUACUAAACAGUGGACAACUGUAGCUUCAAUGAAUCAUCCUCGCUGUGGCUUAGGAGUGUGUGUGUGUUAUGGGGCUAUCUUUGCAUUGGGUGGUUGGGUUGGAGCUGAAAUAGGGAACACCAUUGAGCGAUUUGAUCCUGAUGAAAAUAAGUGGGAAGUAGUUGGCAACAUGGCUGUGUCACGUUACUACUUUGGGUGUUGUGAAAUGCAAGGUUUAAUUUAUGUAAUUGGGGGCAUCAGCAAUGAAGGAAUAGAGCUUCGUUCUUUUGAAGUUUAUGACCCACUUUCUAAGCGUUGGUCUCCACUUCCUCCAGAAAAGUGGGUUGAAGUUGCUUCAAUGAAAGUGCCUAGAGCAGGCAUGUGUGUUGUAGCAGUCAAUGGUCUUCUGUAUGUUUCUGGAGGUCGAACUUCCAGCCAUGAUUUUUUGGCCCCAGGUACCUUGGACUCCGUUGAAGUUUAUAACCCUCAUUCUGAUACAUGGACAGAAAUUGGUAACAUGAUCACCAGUCGUUGUGAAGGAGGUGUUGCUGUGCUAUGAAAUAUAAAGUACAAGGGAACACAAGGAAGAUUUUGAAAGUGCAAGAUCUGACCUUUUGCAAAUCAAACAUGUUUGAUAUUAGGACCCUCUGAUUCUAUUGUAUUUUACAUGCAUUUGGUAGAUAAAUGACAAAAGAGUGAUUUUUCUAAAAAGCCAGGGGAGACAUGAAAUAUAUCCUAAGUUAAUAAAGAGCCCACACAAACUUGACAAGCUUGUCAACAAUAGAAAUUAAUUUCUGGACAAAUAAACUUGUACAGCAGUUUCAUUUGUAAAACUCUAUGUUAGAGGCUCUGUGGCAAAUAGUCUCUGUUACAUAACCUAUAUAUGAUAUAGGAAUAAUAUCAGUGAGACAGGUGGUUUUUUUUUUUUUUUUUUUUUUGACAGGCAGAGUUAGAGAGAGAGAGAGAGAGACGGAGAGAAAGGUCUUCCUUCCGUUGGUUCACCCCACAAAUGGCCGCUACGGCUGGCAUGCUGCACCGAUCCGAAGCCAGGAGCCAGGUGCCUCUUCCUGGUCUCUCAUGCAGGUGCAGGGCCCAAGCACCUGGGUCAUCCUCCACUGCCUUCCCAGGCUACAGCAGAGAGCUGGACUGGAAGAGGAGCGACCGGGAUAGAAUCCGGUGCCCUAACCGGGACUAGAACCCGGAGUGCCGGCUCUGCAUGCGGAGGAUUAGCCUAGUGAGCCGCAGCGCCGGCCCAAUGAGACAGUUUUAAAACUUCUCAUUGAUGAUUUAAUCCAGAGCACAAUUUUCCAUGAUGGUAGUUUAGCCUAUAGAAAACCAAUGGAACAACUUCUCACUUUUAUUUGAUGGCAGAACUUUUCAACAGUUAAACCUUUUGUUGGCAGCAGAUAGACUGGGGAGGGGUAGGUGGGAAAUAUUUACCAUUUAUAUAGAUGUAUUUGCUUGUUGCUAACACCUAAGAAAAUCUUUUGCUCCCCCAUUAUUUUUGUCUUGAUUUUGAGAAUUGCAAGUGCAGAAUUAAUUGGAGGUUCUUAAUGAUUUCAUAAUACUAGGAUGUUGUAAUGGGUGAUAGAGCUCAUCAGGCAUUUAGUAUUAUGCAUUUAGAAAUUUCUUCUUUAUUUUUGAGACAGUCAUCAAAAUUAUAUGGAUGGUUUCAGGAAGAGGAAAUUUGAUUAGAUUAUCAUGCUCUGUGAAUCUACUUGUACUUGGGCAAGCCUGAAAACUGACUUGCUACAAAGCUGCCGCUUGGCUUGGAGAAGGCUCAGUUAUAGGUACAGAUUGAGUAUCCCUAAUCUAGAAAUCUGAAAUCUAGCUUUUUGAGUGCUGACAUGAUGCCAGAAUUUAGAACAAUUUGAAUUUUGGGAUUAGGGAUGCUCAACUAGUGUAGUCUAUGCAAAUAUUCCAAAAUCUGAAAAACUCAAAACUUUGUCCCCAGAAAAACAUUCAACAGAAUUGUUUUGUUCAUUCCUGAGAGAAGAUUCAUCUUUUGUGUGGGAACAUUACUUAUAAAUUAUUUUUACUGGCCAGUUAUUAAAGGUCUUGAAUACAUUAAGGUUUAACUUGUUGACUAAAGGAUUUGAGUUCUUAUUUACUGAGAUCCUUCAGUAUAUUGUUGGAGGCAUCAGCAACUUAACAUAGAAAAUCUUUGGACAGCAUUAAAAACUCAGGUAGCACUCAUAUCUAAAAUAUUUGGUUUGGCCCACAGUAUACUUUCAUUCAUAAAUUAACUAUUUGCAUGUUAUAAAGUGUAGACUAUUUAAGAUCUCACUUAUGUGCCUUUACUAUUUCUUGUUACAGACAAUCUGUAUUUUGUUUCAAAACAGAAUUACAAAAUACUCCUACAAUUAAUUCUCUCUAUCGCAUAGUACCAACCUAAAAUGGCACUGUGAAGAGAGCUGUUUUGCAUUGCCAUGGCAGAAAUGUUAAUGCCAAGACAUUCAGUGUUUGGGUUUAAUAAAUCCAGAAGAUCCCUGAAAAUAGGUCAUUACAGAUAUGCUUAUUAUUUCCUAGGUAAUGAUAUACUGAAAAGAAUGUACUAAUAAAAUAUCUGUUUUUUUUUUCUUUACUUGUGUUAUUAACUUAGUUUAUUAGCAGCAUCCCUGAAUCACCACACUGUGGUAGGACUGCAUGAGUUUUGUUUGUUUGUUUUUUAGCUUGUUUUAUCAUUAGGAAAGUACACACUGAUUUUUACAUUUAAUUCGAUUUUCUGAUCAGCUAUUAAAGUGUUCAUCCUCCAA
Oryctolagus cuniculus (rabbit) is the source of this 4150-nucleotide messenger RNA. The record is from RefSeq and is a predicted model, not a curated record. NCBI's taxonomy places the organism in Eukaryota, Metazoa, Chordata, Mammalia, Lagomorpha, Leporidae.